UAACAAUUUAGCAUAAAAAUACAACUACUUGUUAGUAGUAUACGAGAAAAUAGAAAAUUAUUUGGUUCGGUGAUUGAAGAACACAGCACAUAUUCGUAUAGUUUGAAAUACAUAACAGUCAUGCAGUGGUUAACACUACUAACCUUUACAUACCUGGUAUAUUCAAUGAAUUGGACACUUUGUGAAUCGGUCGACUGGACGGAUACACUUUACGAUGAUGAUUAUGAAGCAUAUUAUAACAAUGACAAUUAUCAGUAUAAGCGACAGUAUCCGUUGACAAAUAAACGCUAUAUGACAAUUGCAGAAGAAAAGAAAUUUUGGAAUAAACUGUUCAAUGGAAUACGACCAGUUGGUUUUCAUAAGUUUACACCGCCAAGAGCGCCAACUACUUUAAGAUUUGGUUGAGAAAAAAGAUAAACACAAAACACACUCAACCUGAAGAAACGCAGGAAAUCACAAUCACUGUUUAAUUUAUUUAUUGUAAUAGAUAAAUGAUACAAAUUUACAUGCGUGAA
This is a messenger RNA of Heterobilharzia americana, 515 nucleotides long. The record is from the annotation of a GenBank genome assembly. Lineage: Eukaryota; Metazoa; Platyhelminthes; Trematoda; Strigeidida; Schistosomatidae.